Molecule: messenger RNA, 20494 nt
Organism: Maniola jurtina (meadow brown)
Lineage: Eukaryota; Metazoa; Arthropoda; Insecta; Lepidoptera; Nymphalidae
Product: ankyrin-2-like
Exons: 52
Coding region: 514-18753 (6079 amino acids)
Biological process (GO): signal transduction
Molecular function (GO): protein binding
Source: RefSeq, a predicted model, not a curated record
AGCCGGCAAAAUUCUUCUACACCCCUGAGGUGACGUCCCAAACGCAACAACUAGUACGGAAAAUUCGAUUUCUAAAAGAAAAUAAAUACUAAAAAAUAUGUCUCUAACAUUCUGUGUCUGUGUAUCGCUUCAGCUUUAAUUGUUGCUUAGUGUUUUUACUACGUUAGCAUUAGUUAUCACUUAACAGUGUAAAAAGGAUUAAGUAUUACAAAAAAAAAGUUUAAAAAAAAUGGCGGAACGCUCACGUUUCGAAUUUUAAAUAGAUAAAGAUUUUUUUAGUUAUAAAAAAGGUCUUUUAUCGGGUAAUGCUUGUGAGGACUUUAAUCUAUAAGUACUUCGUGUCGGUUUGCUAGUGCAAGGACACGGGAAAAUCGAUAAUUCGUCCGCGAUGGCGAGCAGGCUCUAGUUUAUUUGAGUCCGGAGACCGGCUAGGGUGGUUUGAAGCUGAUAAAACUCGGCUGUUGUUCAUGUCAGCGCAGAAAGAAGAGGAUUAGACUCGCGUCAGUCGACGACAUGACUACGGAAACCGCCACGCCGAAUCAGGCGGAUGCCAGCACGGCGUUCCUACGCGCCGCGCGCGCCGGCCACAUCGACAAGAUCAUCAGCCUCUUGGAACAAGGGGUGGACAUCAACGUCAGCAAUGCUAACGGGCUCAACGCAAUCCACCUCGCUUCAAAAGAUGGCCACGUGGAAGUGGUCCGAGAGCUGUUGCAGCGUGGGGCAGCCAUCGACGCUGCCACCAAGAAGGGAAACACUGCUUUACACAUUGCUUCUCUCGCUGGGCAGGAGGCUGUGGUCAAACUGCUCGUGCAGAAUGGAGCACAAGUAAACAUUCAGUCCCAGAAUGGCUUCACUCCUCUGUACAUGGCAGCACAGGAGAACCACGAUGGAGUUGUCAAGUUUCUGCUGUCAAAUGGCGCCAAUCAAAGUUUGGCUACAGAGGAUGGCUUCACACCACUAGCAGUGGCAAUGCAGCAGGGCCACGAGAAGGUGGUCGCAGUACUUCUAGAAGCCGACACUCGUGGUAGAGUGCGUCUACCUGCUUUGCAUAUUGCUGCUAAGAAGGAUGACGUGAAGGCAGCUAAUUUAUUACUAGAGAAUGAGCACAACCCCGACGUGACAUCAAAGUCUGGGUUCACACCGCUGCACAUCGCAGCGCACUACGGCAACGAGUCGGUAGCUCGAUUGCUGCUGGCUAAAGGCGCUGACGUGAACUGCGCCGCCAAACACAACAUCUGCCCGCUGCACGUUGCUGCGAAAUGGGGUAAGGAGAACAUGGUAUCUCUUCUUUGCGAUAACGGCGCUAAUGUAGAAGCAAGGACCCGAGACGGGUUGACCCCACUGCACUGCGCGGCGCGAUCCGGCCACGAAAGAGUUGUGGAAUCGCUGCUAGACCGAGGAGCUCCUAUCACUAGUAAGAGUAAGAACGGUCUUGCCCCUCUUCACAUGGCAGCCCAGGGCGACCACUCAGAAGCUGCCCGGGUCCUGCUCUCGCGCAGGGCUCCAGUGGAUGACGUCACCGUCGACUACCUUACAGCCCUACACGUCGCUGCGCAUUGUGGGCAUGCUAAAGUUGCUAAACUUCUUUUGGAUAGAAAUGCAGACGCCAACGCACGCGCCCUAAACGGCUUCACGCCUCUGCAUAUCGCCUGUAAGAAGAACAGGAUUAAGGUUGUGGAACUACUCUUGAAAUAUGGAGCAAGUAUCCAAGCAACGACGGAGUCAGGGUUGACACCACUCCACGUAGCCUCGUUCAUGGGCUGUAUGAACAUCGUCAUCUACUUGCUGCAGCAUGAGGCCAACCCUGACGUCCCUACUGUCAGAGGGGAAACGCCUUUGCACUUAGCUGCUAGGGCUAAUCAGACGGACAUAAUCCGCAUCCUCCUUCGCAACGGGGCGGCAGUGGAAGCCAAAGCAAGAGAACGUCAGACUCCUUUACACAUUGCGUCACGACUCGGCAAUGUCGAUAUCGCUGUAUUGCUGCUGCAGCACGGUGCUGACGUGCGGGCGAUGACUGCUGAUCACUACAACGCGCUGCACAUUGCUGCUAAGCAGCACAAUCAUGAUGUUGCUGCAGCAUUGAUAGAACAUAACGCACCACUGACUGCGACUACCAAGAAAGGAUUCACUGCUUUACAUCUUGCUGCUAAAUAUGGCAACCUAAAGGUGGCUAACCUACUUCUCGCCCAUGGAGCAUCGCCAGAUCAAGCGGGGAAGAAUGGUAUGACUCCACUACACAUUGCCGCUCAGUAUGACCAGCAAGCUGUUGCGAACACACUGCUCGAAAAGGGGGCAGAUGCUAAGGCGGUGGCCAAAAAUGGGCAUACACCACUACAUAUAGCAUCAAGGAAGAACCAAAUGGAAACUGCCGCCACUCUGCUGGAGUAUGGAGCUCUCACGAAUGCGGAGUCUAAAGCUGGUUUCACACCUUUACAUUUGGCUGCACAACAGGGUCACACAGAAAUGUGCUCUUUACUGCUGGAACAUGGUGCAGAAGUGGACCAGCAGGCCAAGAAUGGUCUUGCAGCGUUGCAUUUAGCUGCUCAAGAAGAUAGAGUUCCUGUGGCGCAGUUGCUUGUGAAGAAUGGAGCUGAGGUGGACAUUUGCACCAAGGGGGGCUACACCCCACUUCACAUUGCCAGUCACUACGGCCAAGCUAACAUGGUCCGAUUCCUGUUAGAUAGUGGCGCAUCGGUAAAGGCACAAACCUCACAUGGUUACACUGCUCUUCACCACGCGGCUCAGCAAGGGCACAUCAAUAUUGUCAACAUACUUCUGGAACACAAGGCAGACGCUAACGCUACUACAGUCAAUGGCCAAACUCCAUUGGAUAUAGCCUCCAAACUGGGUUAUGUGACAGUCAUGGAGACCCUGAAGGAAGUCUCCGAACCCUCGAUGGCGCCGGCCUCUCAAGACAAGUACAAAGUGGUGGCUCCUGAAACUAUGCUGGAGACAUUUAUGUCAGAUUCGGAAGAAGAAGGCGGAGAAGACACCAUCCUCAAUGAUCAGCCAUACCGAUAUCUCACGGCAGACGACAUGAAGUCCCUUGGAGACGAUUCCCUUCCCAUUGAUGUCACCAAGGACGAGCGCACUGAGUCAGCUUUGAGCCAUAAGAAUAUUAUGGAAAUAUCGCAAACAUCAGUCAACGGUAUACCAUACCAACCUCAGCAAGAAGUCGUUGUGAAAAGUAUUAGUCGCUACAGCACUGCGCAAGCGCCUGAAGGUUACUGCUACAACGUAGAUCCCACACAACCCAAGAAAAAGCUUCAAUGGAAGAACUUCCUGGUGUCGUUUUUGGUGGACGCUCGCGGCGGUGCGCUACGCGGUUGCCGCGGUGGUGGCGUCAGAGUGAUCGUACCACCUUCAUCUGCUCAACAACCUACUAGAAUUACUUGCAGAUACUUGAAGCCAUCACGAAUCAACCAUAUGCCACCAUUGAUGGAAGGAGAGGCUCUCGCUGCCCGAGUCUUAGAGAUGGGUCCUGUAGCUGCCAAGUUCUUAGGGCCAGUAAUCCUAGAAGUACCACACUACGCGUCCCUACGCGGCAAAGAGCGUGAGAUAGUGAUACUCCGUUCAGACAAUGGAACAAGUUGGAGGGAGCAUAACGCUGAUGCAACGGACGAUGUCGUUCAAGAUAUACUGAAUGAGACUUUGGAGAUUGAAGAAACCAACGAGGAAGAGAAAGGCUGGGACGCGCCGCGAGUGACGCGCAUCCUCACGCACGACUUCCCACAGUACUUUGCCGUCAUAUCCCGCAUCCGCCAAGAGGUGCAUGCCAUAGGCCCUGAAGGUGGCAUGGUAUCCAGCUCAGUUGUCCCUCAAGUGCAAGCCGUGUUUCCUCAGGGAGCCCUUACCAAAAAGAUCAAAGUCGGCCUCCAGGCUCAAAUAAUAGACUCGGAGCUCACAGCUAAACUGUUAGGUCGGGGAGUCGCAGUUUCCCCAGUAGUUACAGUAGAACCUCGAAGAAGGAAGUUCCAUAAGGCGAUCACGCUUAGUAUGCCAGCUCCAAGACCUCACACACAAGGAAUGACAAACCAGUACAGCACUUCGUCAGCACCAACACUAAGACUUUUAUGUUCCAUAUCAGGAGGAACCAAUCGGGCUCAUUGGGAGGAUGUGACUGAGAACACACCGUUGACUUUCGUUAACGACUGUGUUUCUUUCACAACAACUGUGUCCGCCAGAUAUUGGCUCAUCGAUUGUCGUCAUGUUGAAGAUGCUACCAAAAUGGCAACUGAAUUAUACAGGGAAGCCAUUCAUGUACCAUUUAUGGCACGCUUCGUAGUCUAUGCAAAACGAACAGAUGAGUGUCAAGCUCAGUUACGGAUGUUCUGUGUAACUGACGAUAAAGAAGAUAAGGCUCUGGAGAGGAUCGAAAGGUUCAUACAAGUGGCCAAAAGUAGAGAUGUUGAGGUCCAUGAAGGCAAACCGGUCUACCUAGAAUUUGGUGGGAAUCUAGUACCAGUGGCAAAAUCUGGUGAACAGUUAUCGAUACCGUUCCGGGCAUUUAGGGAAAACCGAAUGGCUUUCCCAGUCAUGAUAAAGACGCAGGACUUGGAACCAAUUUGUCGAUGCCAAUUCAUGAGAGACCCCAAGGUUCCUAAGGGAGAACCUUCACCUACUCCGAUUGCUGUGCUGAAUAUAAUGGUACCAGAUGACUUGCCUGUAGAAAGAACAUCGCCAUUACCGGCUGAUUUGAUACCUCGAAGAACCGAAGAACAGGAGUUAGCUUGGAGACAACGAUUAAGUGAUCCUAGAUUGGAAGACAUUUGUAACCUAUUAGGCAAAGACUGGGUGGCUUUGGCGUAUGAGUUAGGUGUGAGUGUUGCGACUGUGAAUCAAAUUCAAGCAAAGCGUAUAACUGCAUCGGAACAGGCUCAGCUUAUGCUUAAACUUUGGAAGACUCAGUCUGGAACUAAGGCACAGGAUAACUCAUUAGAGCUCGCAUUGUGUCGCAUCGGAAGGGACGACAUAAUAGCGCCUCAAUCAGAAUUGUCCAAUGAGCGUCGCAUCCAGCGAAACAUUUACCAAGAAAGACAAGAAUCUGAAGAAAUUGAAGCAUACAAAGCAGAAGAAGACAAUAAACUCAAAGAAAAUAUUUAUGAUGAUGAUGAGAUCACAGAGCGUAUGCGCUCUGAAGAUCUAGAUCAAGACGAAGCUAAAUAUUCACCCGAAGAAAAGUCGAUUGUUGAUAAAAGCGACAUGGAUCGAACACCAACACCAAGUGAGGAAAGCGAAGAGGAUGAAGAUGUCAAACGUAGUGUCGCUGAAAGAAAGGUGCAGAUAACAAAGAAACUAAGCAGUAGUAAGAUUCCAUCGUCUAAGCAAAAGAAAGAACUAAGAGAGGAGAUAAUAGAAAUUAAGACUCAAAUCAAACCAGAUAUCAAGAAAUUCCAAGAUAUAGAGCAACAGAUCAAGGCGGAAUCCAAAUUAGAACAAAUGCGAUUUAAAACAUCACCAGAUUCCUUUGAUCCUAAGACUGAUAAAGUAGUUUCAAUACAAAAGGAGCCAAUUGUAGAAUUAAGUAAAGAAGAAAUAAAACAAGAACGAACUGUAGAACAGUUUAGAAAAUUUGACCCGUCUUCACCAGCUAAACCUACACCCAAGCAUUUACAACGACAUAUGCGCAAUGAAUCUAUGAGGUUCCCAUCUGGUGAUUUCUCAAACGUAACAAUUACACCGAGAAAAUCCAUUACAACUGAAACAAUCGAGACAAAACAAAGUAUUGAAACCAAAACAGAAACAUUUACCAAGGAAGAAAUUUCGCAAAAAGAGAUAGAUAGGGCUAGAGUUGAAGAAAAAUUAGACGAUGGUGAGAGAUCACCUGAAUUAGUUACAGACGAAGAAAGGGAUGUAGCUGAAACUACCUUGAAAGAUAAAAUAAAUGCAUUUGAAACAAAAAUAUCACGGGAUCCUCCUAUUGAUACAGCAAAAACUGUCAAACUUACAAAGGAAGCCCUAAAAAGGCAUACCCUAGAACAAGACCAUGGAUUAGAAUAUACACAAGCUUUUGUCAGAGAUCAAGCAAAGCAAUUAUCGAAUUUAGAAAGUCAAAAAAUAUUUAUUGAAACGGAGAAACAUACUGAAACUGUCAAAUCUGUAAGAGAAACAAUCCAACGAUUUGAUUCAAAAGUAAAACAAGAAGAUAAAUUAAAACAAUUUCCUAAAACUAUGAGGACUGAUUCAACUCUUGUACAGGUUUCAUCUGAAGAAGACAGCGAAUUCUUAAAGAAAUCAACGGACUCAGAGACUGAAACUGAGUCGCAAACUACUGUUAAAGUUGAAAAGGACAAAAAGUCAAAAUUCGAGUUCCACAAAGAUUCUUUCGAGAGGAAGGGUGAUUUAAGAGAUACCUCUGAUAUUAAAAAGAAAGAUAGUGAUAAAGACAAAAAGACUGAUGACGAUGAGAAAAGAGACGAUGAAGGAGUAAGUAUAAAAGAACAUAAGAUUAAGAUUGAUGAAUUACAAUUAAAAGCAAGUGAUGAAGAAAUUACAGAAGUAAAAGAAGAAAAUGUUUUAUUAGAAGAACAAAUGAAAGAAAAGGUUGAAACUCAACAGUCCAUAGCUAGCACAAAGUCAGAUUUAAGCAAACACACCAAAACAGAUUCUAUGGGUUCAGAUACACAAGAUAUUCCAGGGAGAAAAGUUUCUCAAGAAUCUCCGUUACCAUCUGGCAUUGACAAAACUGAUUCUUUAGCUGACUUACAACAAAGUACCGAAAGAGAUGUCAGUUUUGUUUCUCAAACGGAAUCCAAAAUUUAUUCCAAAGACUCCAAACAUAGAAGUGAUUCACUAGAUGAAGCUUCACAGUUUUCAGAUUUAGAAGAUCAAAUAGGUAUGAGUCCUGCUCAUAAGCCAUCGUUAGAAAAAACAGUAAAGGAAGCAAGGAUAAUUGAAGCAGAUGAACAAAUAAGUAUCAUAGAGACGAGCAGAAAUCAAACACUUGAAUUUUUGAAAUAUGAGACUGAACAUAGUGCUCAAAUUCAUUCAUCUGCACUGACACCAAAAGAUAGUGAAAAGGUACCUAGCAAAGAGUCACCAGUUAUAAGUGCUAAAGCUCGUCAAUUUAUAGAAACCGUUCCCGAGGAUGACUCUGUCCAGGAAUGUUUCUUUUCUAAACGUAUUUACUCUGAUUCUUUGGAAGAUUCCGAUCAUACAGACUCUAGACGUCAUUCUGAAGCGGACUCAUUAAAAUCAGAUCAAUCUGAUAUUAAAGCAAAAAUAUCUUCUUCUGAUUUCGAUGAAAGGGCAGAGUACGAAGGAACAGCUGACUCUGGUAGUGGAUUUGGUGACGAAAAGUUUGAAGAAAGUAUUGGUUUCACUUCAAUAAAGAUUGAUCCUAAAGCUUUAGAGUCUCAAAAGCAAGAUUCUGACUCAACUUCAACACAACUCGAUGAACUGGAAGAACCAGAUGUUGUAUUUAAGAAAAUGGUACCCAAACGUCAUACUCGCACAGAAUCUGUAUCAAUAUCGAAACUAAGUGAUUUACAAGAUACGGUUACACAAGAACCACCUGUGGCAAAACAAGAAUUCCAAAUGGUUAUAACUGAAGCAGAGGAUGUUGACAAAUCUUCUGAUAAAGAUGAACCUUCAGAUAAAAUUUCAUCUGAAAGCAGCAGAGAAAUUGAAAUGUCUGAAAGAAAAUCGUCAGAUGGGAUUUCAGACAGAAUAAGCUCGGAAGAUGCAGUCACUGAUAAAAAAACUUCUUCUGAAGAAGAACCAAUAAAAGAUAAUUUAAUAUCCAAUCAAGAAAAACCUAAGGAAAUUACAAAAAUUAUUACUAACACCAUCAAAGAUAUAGAAAAGGUUGAUACAACUACACUAAAAGGAGAAUCUGGGGCUAAAGUUGAAGAAACUAAGCGGCAGUCCGUUACUUCCGUGGGAUCAGGUUCAGUAAGUGAGUUACGACUAGAAGAAAAACGACUAUCCGAUGCACAUAGCAUUACUGAAUCGAGAGAUUACACGUUUGAAGAAUCCGAAGACGAUAUAGGAACACAGGAAACACAUAAAGAUGCUAAAGAAAAAGUUGAAAUGAAGCAAGAAGUGGAAUAUAAAAUCAAAUCAUCUGAAAAGCCAACUGAACUGCUAAAACUGGCAAAACUGACUCACGGAGAUUCACUAGAUGACGUAGAAGGUUUCCCUGAAGAUCAUGUUGCUGAAUACGUUCACAGACUACCACAUAUACAAGAAACUAGUUCUGGACCAGACAAGCAUAUAACUAGCCAGUUUCUAAUUAAAGAACGUGAAGAGCAGGUAAGGUGUGAAACUGACCUAAGGGAAAUAAAAAUACUCUCUGAAAAACUAGACCCCGAUAAAAUUAUCAAAGCUGAAGAGGAAGCACAAAAAAGUAAACUAACUGAACAAGAAAGUGACGAUAUUUCAAGUUCUAUUAAAUCUAAAGAAAUAUCUUCUUUAUCUGAGCCUUUAGAAUCAAUUACAGUAACAACACAUGGCGAAGAAAAAAUACAAAAACCUGAACAAAUACGUAUAUCAGACGAUAAAAAAAUAGCUACAGAACAUAGAAAAGGCCCUGCGGGCGAAGAAAUAACGAUAACAACCGUCACUGAAAUUUUAGUAGGACCUUCUGGAGAAGAAUUAGAAAAAAUUACCGAAACUGAAUCUACUAAAUAUCCAUCAGGUAAAGAAGCAGUCUCCGUAAAAGUAUCAGAAAAUAUUAGGACUCAUACGCCAGAAAGUGUUCUAGCAAAACCUAAAAGUAUUGUUGACCAAAUGCCUUCCUUAAAUGGUGAAAUUCAAAAAGAAAAGAUUUCUUCAGAUAUAUAUACCUCCGAUGAAAAAUCGGCUGGAAAACAAUUUCCUCCACUAACAGAUUCUAUAAAAAUCAAAAGCGAUCACAUAGAAAUGUCUGAAAAAUCUAUUGAAGUAACAUUACCAAAAUCAUUGCAAUCCUAUGAAACACCAGCAUAUCAAUCCUUUCCAAAACCAGAAGAGAUAGUAACAUCGGAGGAUAAGUUACCUUUAGAAAGAGAAGCCGUACCCACAAAAGUAUCAGAAAGUAUUACGUCCCAUACGCUAGAAACAACUGCUAGUGCUACGGAGCCAAGUAAAACAAUCGCUGAAACAAUAUCAGCUACAAAAGCUGUUGAUGAAUCAACAAAAAGAGUUGAUGACAAGGUGACUUUAACAGAAAAACUAGACACAAAGAUAUUGACUGAAAAAAAGACCGAAGACAUUAUAUCUUCUACGACGACCCUAGCAGGUGAACCUAUUCCUGAAACAGAAACUAAGUCUUUUGUCAUUAAAACUCACAGAAAGGAAAUAAUUUCAGAACCAGAAACAACCCAAGAUAAAAAAAUAUCUGUAUCUACUGAUAAAAAAAUAGGAGAUUCGGGAGAAGAAAUAACUGUUGAAACUGUUACUGAACAUUUAAGAGGUUCCUCUGGCGAAGAAAUCGUUAGAACUACCGUAACUGAAACUGUUAAAUAUCCAUCAGGAAAAGAAUCUGUUUCUACAAAAGUGUCUGAAAGUGUGUCACAGAAAAAAGAAAUCAUAGGUUCUAUAUUAGGAAAAUCCGAUAAAUUUGGACAUCUAGACAUAGAUGGUGAUAAAAUAUUAGGUGAAACUCUCAAUACUUCUAUGGAGGAAAAACUCCAAGAAGAAAAAGGUCAGAUAUCUGACGAAGAUGAAAAAGUUUCUUCAACAACUGAGACAGUGAUUGGAUCGACAGGUGAAGAAAUAACUACGGUGACAGUAACUGUUACAAAGAUACUCCCAACUGGAGAAGAAGCUAUUAAAACUACUAUAACUGAAACAACUAAAUAUCCGUCAGGACGACAAACAGUUUCAACCAGAGUAUUAGAAAGUAUUCGAUCACAUAAAGAAAUGGCGUUCACCACUUCUGCAUCUGAAACAUUACAGUCUGAUAUAAAAGAUAAUAUACAAAGUAUGUUAUCCAAAUCAGAAGACUUAAUUGGCGAAAAAGACAUCUCAAUUGAUACGAAAGAAGAUAGUAAGAUAGGCCCAUCAGGUGAAACAAUAAAAACAACAAUUGUUACUGAGAGAACUAAAAUACCCACAGGAGAAAAAAUAAAAACAACUACUACUGAAGUGACAAAGUUUCCCUCUGGGGAAGAAUCCAUAUCUACAAGAGUAGCGGAAUCUAUAAAAACAUUUGAACAAGAGAGCCAAAUAAUUGCUGUCAAAAAAUCAAAAGAAUUAACUGAACACAAAACAGCAUUUCAAACUGCGCCCAUACCAGAAAAACCUGAAAUUUUGAAAAAAACUAUUAUUACAGAAAUUGAAGAUCAUUCACCAAAUAAGUUAGCAAGUGAAAGUUUAACUCAGACAGAGACUUUACCUAAAGAUCUUAAUUUAACGGACAGCCAAAAAACAGCUAAAGAACAAGUCAAACCAGUGAUAGAUGAUAUAUUACAAAAAGGAACUAUGGUUGCUGCAGCUCGUAGUCCUGUUCCAGAGAAAGACUCCAAAAUGAUAAGCAAGGAAAUACUUGAAACAGAAAAAAGGUCUUAUGAUGCGAAAGUACCUCAAAAAGAAGAGCGCAGACACUCGUGUAUAAGUCCUGCAAUAUCGCUUGAAAGAAUCGCAGAAUCUGAAGUUGAAAUGGAAGAUGAAGCAGAAAAGACUGAAGUUAUCGUAAGUAAAACCACAAAAGAUGAGGACAUGAAGACUGAAUUGAAAAAAUCUGACUCCACUAUGAAGCAAAUGGCCGAUAAUAUUGAAAUAAUUAUCAAACAAGCAUCGGAGGACUUAGAUAUAUCCUCUGAAGAACCUGCAUUAGAGGAAAAGGUAAUGGAAGAAAAGGUAACAGAAUUACAAGGUGAGGUUUCAGUGGAUUCUAUCAUAGAGGAAGCUGUUCAAACUGUUGAAGGUUACUUGGAUGAAACUGCAAAUAAAGUGCCUGAAGAGGUAGAUGUUAAAAAGGAGGUUAUGUUUGAAGACUCAAAGCUACCCAAAGAAAGACCAGGUUUAAUCAAGUCACUUUCUAGAGAUAGUGGGGAGAUAGUUAUUAUGCCGAAGAAAAAGCAAUCCAGAACUUUUUCAGUUCAGAGUUCACCAGACGAAGUAGAAGAACAAAUUUACACAGAUUCAGAGUCAGAUAUGGAUAAAGCAAAAGUUUUAGAAAUCAUUGAACCAACAUCAGAUAUCGAUGGAAAACUUCCCGCUUCUAGUUUCGAUAUAAAGAAAAUUCGUACCGAUUCACUCGAUGACGCUGAUGAUUUUCCUGAAAAAGAGGCUGAAUAUUUUGAAGACGGUGCAAAAUAUGAUGAUCCGGAAGCUUUUAGCGCAACUGCAUUUAAGGACAAAGGUCAACAAGAUGCACCAUGCUCCAGCACACAGCAAGAUCUUGAUGAUGAUAAAUUUACAGAUAAGUUUGUAAAGAAAACUCACUUUGUUGAUAGUAUUCUACGGUCCGAUUUAGUUUCAAAAUCUACAACAGAGUCAUCAGUUACGACCGUUAUCUCAACAUUAACAAAAUCUUCAGACGAGGACCAAAAAUCUGUAUUAGAAGAUGCAACUUCUGCUGAUUUAUCCAAAAUCAGUGGAGCUGAUUUAAUGAAAGAUCCUUCUAAAACGUCCAUAGACACAAAGGAUGAAUCAAGAAUUGAAGAUCAAUCGGAAGAUCGGGGCACUCCAGAUUUAUCUAAGAAAUCUCUCGAUUUAACCAAGGACUACUCAAAGUCAUCAAUAGAUAGUAAGGAUACGUCACGAGACUUUGCUACGAAUGAGCUAUCCAAAGAUUCUACUGUUGAUCUUACUAAGGACUAUUCAAAAGCUUCAAUAGACAGUGUUAAGGAAUCUUCGAGAUCAAUCGAUGAAAAAACAUUUUCUGAGGAACAAUCAUCAUUUGAUUUUUCUAAGACUCUAGCAUCAGAUGCAUCAGAUGCUAUCAGUAAAUGUAAAGAAUUUAUUGAAGAAGAAAGAUCUACGUCUAAAAUCAUCCACAUUUCAACUAGUUCUUCACAAGAAACAUCAGUCAUGACAGAAAGUAAAUUAUUUAGUGAACAAGAUGAAAAAUCGCUUGAAACAACAAAAACAUCUGAUAAGACGGAACUGGAAAAAGAUUUACUCGAAGACAUAUUGAAAGCUAAAGAUAGGAUAAAAGAUGAGGAUGAGAAAGCUACAAAAGCGACAGAUGCAACAUCAGAAACAGAAGUUAAAAAAAAGUUGACUUUUGAAGACAAAAAGGAAGAUGAAGAUUCAGAAGUGCCGGACAUGUCUGAACUUAACAGGAGAUGCUCAAAUUUGCUUGAAGAUAUCUCGGCUCAAGGUGCUCUCAUAAGGAUUGAUUCAAGUCACGUUGUUCACGAUCUUUCCUCAAAAUUCUCAAAGACGCCGCCUCCAUCCCCUGUAGAUUUAAUAAUGAAAGAGAGGAUGAAAACAGAUGAGAGCGCUAGUGAUAAACAUAUUGGGCUACAACCUAAGAGUUCAGAACCGUCAUUUUUGGAUGCAAAUCGACAAUCUCCUAGAGUUUCUUCAGGUGGGGACAGCUUAACAAGUGAAACUGAAGCUCAUCAAAGUGAAAUAUUAACAGAAGAUUUUAAGGCACUGGCUUCGAUUGAUAGAUCCAAAUCGCCAACAAAACAUUUAUCUGGUGAUAUGUCAUUUGUUAAUGUCGAUAAACCUACAAUAACAAGCGGGGCUAUAGAACUGGUGGACCGGACAAUCGAAAAAAGUAUUGAUGUGAUCGACCAAAUUAAAAAAGAAAUUGAAGAAGAAAUGCACAAAUCAACUUCAUCAGAUACAUUUUACUCAGAAUCUAGAAUUGAAACUUCUACAUCAUCCUCCUCAAUCCAUAAAACUGUUGAAGGAACUCAGCUAAAGUUUCAGAGUAUUGAUCCAGAAGCAGUUAUGUUGGAUAUGAUUUCGAAAUUUGGAGCUACCGGUGAAUAUAGCACGGUACUUUCACACAAAGAAACAGAAACUCGGAAGAUUUCGGGUCAAGAAUAUUUUUCAGAAACAAAGCAAGUUUCAUCAUCAGAUGAUGAUUCACUUAUAAUUAAGACAGAAACUAGUCAUGAGCUGAGAGGUCAAGAGCAUGAAGUAAAAGAAAAAAUGACAGUCAAAAAAGAAGGGGACCAGACAGAAACUUCACAAAAGAAAAUGGAAAAAGCUCACGAAGCAACGGCUAAAAGAUCUGAUAUAGAAACUAAAACUGUUUUCAAGAGUACUGAUGAUACAGAUAUAGUUAAAGUAGAAAGAGAAUUUUCAGAACAAGGUCUUUAUACAGGAAGACAAACAAAAUCAGAAGAGAAAAUGACUGCUUUAAAAGACGACACAGUUAAGAAAAAACAUGAAGUUAAAAUCUCGGAAAGAGACCUUUCCCACGAGCAAUGGGGAAAAGAAUAUUUCACGCAGCCAGGAGAGUUAGAAGACAUUAAGGAGGAUGAGGACUCAAAAUCUAGAAUUGCAUUUGUAGAUUCAAGUUUAAAGAUAGUCGAGAAAGAUGAAAUUGUAUCCAGUGUUCAAUUUUCUGAAAAAGGACAAGUUAUAAGUUCAAAAGUAGAACACCAUAAGGAAGAAUCUGUUAUCGAAAGUAAAGAGCACGAUGAUCUUAGUUCAGAUGCUUCUCAUAUUCCAAGUUUUAAAAGUGAGGCACCAGAAAGAAGAGGUUCAUCUGAAACGAGUCCUAAAAGUAAAUCUAAAUCAUUUAAAAAGGACGAUGAAGUAUAUGAGGUAGACUUUAUAAAAGAAAUAAAGGUAUCAACUUCACCCGUGAAAAGUACAUUUAGUCGUACGGGUAGUCAAGAUACACAUUCAGAGUCUGAAGUUGUACCAGAAUUGCCUCAUGAUGACAAAUUAAGUGAAACACCAAAGAAGGAAACUUCUACAAAAUCUGUAGUGAGAUUACCACACAGUGAUGAUUUGACGUUAGAAGUGUCAGUCGCUGGAGAGAUAUCUAGCGUUGAUAAAAGUUUAGCAUUCACAACCAUACCUGAUUCAGCGCCUAUUUUAUCGUCAAUCCAAGUAUCAAAAAGCAUUGAAGGUGAUAUAAUUGAAACGAAGAGUGGAACUAUUGAAACUAGCACGAAAUCUACAAAAAUUGAUAUGUCCCCAAGUACUUUAGAAAUAUCAGAUGAUAUUAGUACGACCUCUAAAGAUGUAAUGAUAAAAUCUGGGGAAAGUAUUGACACUGAAUGUAUGGUAAAAUCAUUGGAAUUCCAUGAGAGUGAAGUAUUACAGAAGUCAAUGGAUUCAACAGUCAGUGCUGAAACUUUACAUGCAUCUGAAUUUUCGACUGAAGCUGAUUCAGCUUUUUUAACGGGCACAGACUAUAAAAAAGAAGAAAUUAAAUUAAUGAAAGAAAAAAGUACUGAAGAUAUUUGUAGUAGUGGUUAUGAUACCGAUUUUUCCUCUGCCGAGUUUCACGGAAUGAAACUUGAGACUGAUAGGGUAGCUUUAGACUCUUUGAUAUCAACUCAACCUCUGGCUGACUUAUCAGUUUUAGAAAAAACUAUUGAUGAAGUUAAGCAAUCUUUGGAGGCAGCACAAGUUGAAAUAAUAAGUGAAAAAAGUGACGGAAGUAUUAAAUAUAAGCAAUCUCCAUCUGAAUUUCAAUUCAAAAUUCUAAUCAGUCCUGAAAGACCUGAAGUGAUUAAAGAAGAACCUCAUCAUGCGGACAUUCAAAUGGAUAAGACGGUCAUUCAUGACGAUAAAACUGUAGUUAUUGUUGAGAAAGAUGAAAAAUUACUGGAUAGUCAAAAGUCUGAUAGUGUGUCUCACAAAGUUAGCUCCCAGGAAGAAACCACAUUCUCAGAUGAAGAUAAGGACACAAUCCAUCUGAAAGAACCUAGUCCACCACUAGAAGGAGAUAUAUCUAUCAGGUCAGAUAGUGGGCCCCACUCAAUAUUAGACACGGAGAGUGAAGGCUUAUCUGACAGAAAUGAUUCAUCAAAAGGGAGCCCAGAAGUUAAACUUAGAGCACCAAAACAUAUUAAAUCACAAUUAGGAGUUAUAGAAAGGCGAUCUGCGUCUGAAAUCGAAAGUUGGUCUAGUUCUGGUGAAAGCCACUAUCAUAGUUUUGAACAUUCUGAAAGUAGACCUUUAUCUUCUGAUGUCGAAGUGAUGAUGACAGCCCAAAGUGGCACUGACUAUGAAACAGCUCUCACUAGUCAUGAUAUAUCUUCUCAAUCAAUGAGAACGUCCAAAGAUUAUUUUACUGCUGGUAGUUCAUUAGCUUCAAGAGAUAGUAUGAAAAGCCUUGAUUCAGAUGGAUCUAGUCAUGUAGCUAGCAUAGAUAUAUCAGAUGCAUCUGAAACACUUGUACCAUCUGCUAAUGAAUUAAAAGAAGAAUUGAUGGAAAGUAGCACUUAUGUUGAACAAUUUCUUCAUGAACCAGAAAAAAAGAUAUCUAAAGUAAAAGAAAUUAGUGACGAAGAAAUUUCUGGUGAAGACGAAGAAUUGAAAAUAGAUAAUACUGAACCAUUAGGUAAGAUGAAAAGAUCACAUGAAAUGCGAUUUCAACCUAAAGAUAUGUUACCAGAGCAUUUUCCACUUGCUGGAACUUCGGAAAGUAUCGAGUUUGAUGACGAUUCAUUAAAAGAGAAGGAAGGAUCUGACACAACCAUUUCUAGUCAACUUAAAACUGAUGAGAUUUUAUCAUCAUCUAUUUCAAAACUAGACAUGUCUUCAUCCCAAUCUCAGAUAGAUUUAGACAAAGAAGAAGUACAAGAAACCAUCAGUAAAUCAUCGGCACCUAGUGACCAUGCGGUACCAUUUUCCGUCACUAAAGUGGAAAAAUCACAAAGAGAAUUUGUAGAUGUAGAUAGUGACAUCAUUCCUAUAGGCUCGGCAGAGUAUGAAGAAAUAGAGAAAUUUGGCAGUGUAACCACUAAAUCGAAACCCUCUACAGAUGAAAAACCCAUAAUCAAAACAGUCAUGCAAAUGGAUGAAAGUAUUCCGAAAUCUGUUACCACUCAACCAGCUCAACCGGAAGAUGUUAAGGAGGAAUUUGUGAAAAAAGUAAUUAAGGAAAUAAGUGCUAUGCCUUUUCCUAUUGCGGAAAAACCAUCGAGUCAGCGGGAAUUAGUCGAUAUUGAAGAUGAUAUAAUCCCAGUAGGCUCAAAACAAUAUGAAGAAAUAUUAAAAUCAAAGAGUGAUUCAUCUGUACCAAAGACAAAAGCUGAAAAAUCAGGUGCUAAAACCCCUGAAAGUCAACUAGAAAGUAAACAAAGUUCUACUUCAAGUCUUAAAACCCACGAGCAUCUCUCCACGCCCCACACGCCGUUAUCAGCGCCGAGUCAAAGCUCUUUAUCUACGGAAAAUGGGAGAGAAUAUGUUCUUGAUGAUAUGUAUGAUAUCUCUGAAACGCCAGAACUAAAAUCUGACAUAAUAACUGAAAGUAGCAGAUCAGAGCUUAUUAUAACUACGGAAGAAAAAACUUUGCGUACAUACGAAAAAGAACAAGACUCACCAACUAGUGAUGAAUUCGAGAUGGUUGACAAGCCUAGUGAAAUGGACGAUUUCGUUGUUAUCGAAGAGGUUGCUAAAGAAGCUCAAGAAACAGAUCCCGAAGGUAAAAGUGUACAAAUAAAAGCUCAAAAAUAUGUAAAACGACAUGACACCGAGAUAGAAGAAUAUUUAUCUAAAACAACUAAAAAGCAAGAGAGCUCUAGCAGUGCAUCUGGCUCAUUAUCUGAUGAAGAACUUCUUCAAUAUGAACUGGAACAAAAAAAAUUGCAAGCUCAAGAAUUAGCUGAAAUCGAAGCAGGUAAGCGAUGGAUUCAGAUGCAAUUUGAAGGAGACCCUAGGUAUGAUUAUGAAAGAAUUCCGUUGGAAGAUAUUAAAGAAGAAGAAAUGACUGAUUUUGAUGCGAGUCGAAUAGGAAGUUUAAGCUCACAAAAGGAGUCUAUUGGAAGUUGCAGCAGUUUUAGAAAUUCUUAUGGAAGCCUCUCUGAAUCAGAAAUGGCCUCGCGAAUGAGAUUUAGGUUAAAAGGAGAAAAUGAUGACAUUUCGAUUAGCUCGUUACAGGAAUUUGAAAAUCUGGAAAGGGCCUUAAUGGAACAAUAUCAACAACAUUCUUCAUCUUCUCAGGACUCUCUAAAUGGAUCAUUGCCUCGUAGAUAUAUUCUUAGUAAAAGUCAAGGUGAUGACAUAUCAAUUUCAAGUUUAAAAGAGUUUGAAGGACUUGAGUCAGCCUGCUUAGAAGCCUUAAAAGCGGAAUUACUGGCAAAGCAAAAAGAAGCUUUGUUAGUAGCUGAUCCUAAAGUAGUUAGUGGAAGUUUUCUAGAACAAGAAAAACGUGCAUAUGACGAUGGCAGUGAUAAUAGUCCGCCAUUUAAGAGUGGUAGUCCAGGACAAAAAGGUGGAAGUCCCUCUCAAAAGAGUGGUAGCCCUUCGCAGAAAGGUGGGAGUCCAUCCCAAAAAGUUGGGAGCUAUGGUAGUCCUUCACAAAAACUUUUGGCGGACUCAGCAGCUAUUAGAAAACUUAUCGAUCAACAAUUAGCAUUAGAGCAAAGAAUGCAGGAAGCUAGACCAAAAAUUAUCACUGUUAAGAAAUUUGAUGAUAGAGGUGCAUUUUUUGUUCCUGAACCUGAAGCGGGAAAAUUAGAAACAAAACCUACUGAAGUAUCAGAAGAGUGUAAAAAAGCUUCGUCUUUCGUUUGCGCUGCUGCUCCCAGCGAUGGAUCAGCAGAAUCUAUACCAGGAGAUUGUGAGGAGAUGAUGAAAAUUUUAGAUCAAGAAGAAAAAUCAAAGAAGCAAGAAGAAGAAAAAUCUAUAACUCAUACAGAGGGAGGUGUAAUACAAAUUGUGCGGACGCAAACUGUUAUCCAGCAAAAGUUCAUCGAUGGUAAAAAGGUUUCCGAAACAAUAACCAGCACGGAUAGUGAAGGAGGUGUAGAUAUACCAACAAGGCCUAAGCAAUACGAUGACGGCUGUAUGUCCGUAGGUUCUGAAAUGUCAUCGUCCUUAGCCUCGCAACCUUCAGAAAUGGAUAGUUUAAUGACUAUAAUAGAAAGACAUCCAUCUGAUAGUGAAGUGGUUACCUUUUCGAAGCACACAAUAAUUACGUCAUCGGAAAGAUUUGAAGACAAGCCCGAAGAUUUAGAGUUUUCGAGAGAGGGCAGCGCAGUUCGUGAACUAUCGCCCUCCUCUGGGAGGUCGGUAGCUCACAGCAUUAUUUCCGGCAAAUAUUUCACAGAUCCAGCCAGCGGUUCUUGGAGCGGCCAAGAUGAAGAACUGAGUUCAUCGGGAAGUUUCAGCAGAGCUCGCGCCGACCUAAUGUUAGGUAGUACAGACAGUCUGGAAGCCACUAGUUCAAAUGCUACAAGAGCAACAUACAAUUACGAAGUAGACACGCCUAUGACUGGAAGUCUUACUUCUGGAGCGCGCCCUCCAGGCUCUAACACCAUGGUUUCCUCGCUCGAUACCCUGGACGCAGUGACAGCGGUGCAGAUGGAAGGUCUAGAACAUCAAUCCACCAUAAGUGAGCACCAUUCGCAGGAAUAUGAAGUUCAUGAACCAGAUUCUGAUACGGAAAGACUGGAACUAGAUAGUGCUCCACGUGCAAAAGAACGCACGAUAAUGUUCGACAGUACUGAUACGCUGAGUGCCGUCAGUGGAGAUGGAUCUGUAAAAGAAGCUACCGUAGAGGCCCCAGCAGCCACCUUCUACAUCGGAGAUACACCAAUAGUUAGAGGAGACAGACAAGAAGAAGAAGAAGAGAGUCAACCAACACUAUCAGGCAGUUGUCCAGCGUCGCUCCCCCCAGCAGCACAGUCCUCCCCACCCAUUCCAGCCCAGAGGAGCUGCUAUUGUUUAAGUCACUCGUGAGACAAUCUCGGCAAGUUAUAGGUCUCUUUCAAUGAUUCCGAAACCUGUGCAGUCAAGUUUUAAUGGUACAAAGAAGUAAACUCCAGGAAAACAUUUAGAAAAAUGUUCGUUUUCAUUAUACUAUUCUGUUUAUUCACGGUUAUUCCAACGUCAGCUUCGGCUUAGCGACUGCACUGUUUACUAACUCUGGUUGUGGAAACAUUCCUAUGUACAAAACAAUGACUUUCUAAAAACAAAAGAAAUGAAAUUUCUAUCAAUUUUUUUGAUAACCCUGUUGACUAGUUUAGUGUUUAGCUUGUGUACUUACUUUGAAAUUUUACAUCACACCAACGUUGAUAGAAUUCGCGUUGAAACACUUCAGCGUUAAACUAAAAUGGAUCUUAAUAGAUUUAUUUUACAGCUCAAAUUCGUACAUACAUCUUUAGCCAGCGCUCCAAAAUGGAAAGAUUGGGAAAUAAAAAUCGGUGGAAACUGAACUUUUUACUUUAAAAAAAAAUAUCUUUAGAUGCGUUUCGAUCUCAAAUUUUAUUAACGUUGGGUGAGAUGUAAGAUCUUAUAACUAAACAAACUGUUAGCAAAAAUGUUAUCAACUGCAUUUCGUCUUAAAAUUUGGGCUAAACUUGCGCAGAAGGAAUAAUGUCCACGGAGAACAAAGUCCCUCAUGUAUUACUGGCAUUUCGCCUUGUUAUUCCAUCAAUCCUUGGCGACUCAUUUUUGUCCCCUGCGGAUAAAAGUUCUUCAACUGCGCAGGCGCAGGCCGUGCGUUCUAGUUUCCUAUAGGUAACUUUGCCGUCACUUAUCUCUAUAAGCUUGUUGUUGUAAAAAAAAAUUUCAAUAGUCCAAAACGGGGUAUGGGCCUCGAGGCUGAGCCUUAUCCGGGCGUAUUACCACAGAUAGCUAUAGCUGCCUGGGCUAUUUCUUUCAGCCCUUUGUACACCUUCAAAUGACGCCAUUGAAACUUUGUUCAGAGACAUAAAUUACCAUGGAUUCGCAAAGAGCGUUCAUGGCACCACACUGUGGCUAAUUUUGCUGCAAACUAAACUAAAUUUACAGCUCCAAAUCUAACGCUAUCCUUUUCCUCAUCAAGCAUUAUGAAAGGAAUAGCAAUAUAUUUCAAUGUCUUUUUAGUUUAGUUAAAAGGUAGUGUACAAGAGAAUAAGUCACACAGUCGGUUUCAAAAAACGCUCUCCUAGCAGUACGGCAAUGGUAUCCUUAAAAACAAGACUAUUUCUCUACUAAGAAAGAAAAGAAAAGUUACUCUCAUCUUUUUAUCAAAUUAUAUCUUUGGACGUAACUGAACUUUAAACAUGAUAUAGACAGACAUAAAAACAGACAAUACUCCAUUUUCAACUUAAUCAGUCAAAUAUAAUGUGAGGUGUAAUUCUUAAUCCAUUAAUUGGAUAUAUCGUUAGGCAUACGAAAUAUAAGUAUUGUGCAGAAUUUUGGAUGUAUUUUGGUACUAAAUUUUGUACUGUGCCGUCGGGUAUCCGACAUCGGUCCAUGUUAUCUACUUGACCUAUUUAAGGCUUUUCACCAGAAAUGCGCUAGGUUGCUAAGUAACGGAGUAUGUCAAACCCACGAAUGGAUCACAUGAUUUUCAUAGCAUAGCUUAAAGCUUAGCUCUGGUGGAAAGAAGUUCAACGAAGCUUAGUUUUUACAUAUAAUGUGUAAAAAAUGAUUUCCCACGCGUCAUUUUAACUUUAUGUGUCACUAUAUCAUGUCAAAGUACGAUUUUAGUCCU